AUGGGGCUUUUUGGUUUAGUUUGUCUCUUUGCUCAUUUUGCUCCUCUGUAUCUUGGAGCUCCUCUGCUGCAGGUUGAACAAGGAGAUGUAACAUCACAUCAGAGUAAAAAACUCCAGGAUGACAUGCUACUGGCAGUUAAAUACAUCGAACGAUUCUACAGUUUUCAGACCGGUCCACCUGGACAUAGGAAAAGAAGUCAUCCUUUUUUUUCCUCUAAACUGAAGGAUAUGCAAAGCUUUUUUGGACUUAAUCAGACAGGCAUCCUGGACACUGAGACACUGUCUAUAAUAAAGACUCCCAGGUGUGGUGUUCCUGAUGUUGAAGAAUAUGUUUACAAUCGAGGCAACAGAUGGAAGAAAAAUGUGAUAUCUUACAGUAUUGGGAAGUACACCAGUGACCUACCUAUUGCUACAGUAGACUCCUUGAUUGGAGCAGCUCUGGAUGUGUGGGCAAAGGCCAGCCCUUUACGAUUCUUCAGAUCUUCCUCUCAGCAAGCUGACAUCAUGGUGGAGUUUGGCUCCAAAUACCAUGGAGACAACUACCCCUUUGAUGGUCCUAAGGGCACACUAGCUCAUGCUUUUGACCCUGAGGGCAUUGGGGGAGAUGUUCACUUUGAUGAUGAUGAACUUUGGACGGCAGAUUCCAGAGGAUUUAACCUGUAUUUGGUUGCAGCACAUGAGUUUGGACACGCCCUGGGUUUGAAACAUUCUCAAAACCCACAGUCCCUCAUGUAUCCCACAUACAGAAAUCGACAAUCACAAAACUUGCUUUCCAGCGAUGAUAUUAUGAACAUCAACGCACUGUAUGGGCCGAGUGUUACAUCUCCUUAUUUCUCAAGCCUAAACUGGAACUUUCCAUUCAACCGUUGGUACACUAGCUUUUUGUAUCCAAGGGCAAUAAAAGACAAAUGUGAUCCUGAUCUGUCUUUUGACUCUGUUACUAAUGUAGGGGCAUCCAUUUUAUUUUUCAAAGACCGGUAUUUGUGGAUCAGGCAUAAUAGGAAACACAUCAGAGAGGGUCCCAUCAAUAGCUUCUUACCAAAAAUCAAUUCAACUAUUGAUGCUGCCUACUGGUUUCCACAAACCUCCAUGACCUUCCUUUUCACUGGUUCCAGUUACUGGACUGUGAAAGACUUUGGGAGGAAAAGCUGGCGUAAAAAAAUCAGCAGCUUCGGUUUCCCAGCUUCAGUACACCACAUCGAUGCUGCAGUCCACAUUCCCAAAAAUCACACCUUAUUCUUUACUCAGGAUCAGUACUGGAGAUACAAUGAGGAAAAGAAAGCCUUGGAAGAAUCUAACCCACGCAUCAUCUCAACUGAUUUCCCAGGCAUUAAGUCACCCAUCAGUGCAGCUGUUUAUAAGGAUGGUUUUCUUCAUUUCUUUGUUGGAGCUGAAGUGUACAAAUACGAUGUAAUGGUGAAGAAGGUUAUUUUGAUUAAAAAAGCUAAUUCUUGGCUUGGAUGUUAACAAAGACUUACAUUUGAUUUGUUUGAAGUUAUAGGCUCACACAGUGUAAUUGUAUGAAAGUACAAUGUAUUCUAUCCCCAUAAUUAUACAGAAUGUCAGAAAAUCAGGUUACAUCUGCAUCUACUGGACAGGGUUUUUUUUUUAUUAUUGUCUUUGUAGAAAUUUAGGAAUAUUUAGAAAUAGUACAAUAAUUUAUUAUGCUAUAUUUGUGUGAACACUAAAUUUGUUUAAAACAACCAAUGUCAUUUGUUAAGUUUCUGUACAAUUAGCACAGUUUUAUAGACACUUCUGUUUAAAGGUAGAACCUGCUUGAAUAAUGUUAGAUUGUUAAAUUCUGCUCAGCACUGUGUAAUUAACGGCCAUCAAGAUAUUAAUGCCAGCUUGUAUAACACUAUGAAUAUCAGUGGCGGGCUGUGCAUUUGGUACCUGGGCCUUCAGUGGGGACUUACCCAAAUUAUUCCACC
Molecule: messenger RNA, 1931 nt
Organism: Silurus meridionalis
Lineage: Eukaryota; Metazoa; Chordata; Actinopteri; Siluriformes; Siluridae
Product: matrilysin-like
Biological process (GO): extracellular matrix organization; amelogenesis; collagen catabolic process
Cellular component (GO): extracellular matrix
Molecular function (GO): zinc ion binding; metalloendopeptidase activity
Source: RefSeq, a predicted model, not a curated record